This is a messenger RNA of Cuscuta epithymum, 1099 nucleotides long. The record is from the annotation of a GenBank genome assembly. Lineage: Eukaryota; Viridiplantae; Streptophyta; Magnoliopsida; Solanales; Convolvulaceae.
GUGUAGAACUCCAUUAUCGACCGACGGUCAGAAAAAAUGAACAUUUGAACAAUGAACCUCUACCACUCAGAACCGGAGCCAGAAAAAGAUGGGAUGUUGUUGUGACGAAGAAGACGAGCUGCUUUUUGUGCCAUUGAAUCCACCGGAAACCGUUCAAACUCCUCCCUCUUCGUCUUCCGGCACAACCACAGCCUACGGCGGAGACGCCGUUAUCUCCCCGAUGAAUUCCAAUUUCCCUGCUUUGCUAUGCCAGGACACUCUCCGCGCGAUCCUCGAGAAGCUCCCUCUGCCUGACUUAGCACGCGCGGCGUGCGUUUGCAGGCUCUGGAAUGCAGUCGCCUCCGAUAGGGAGAUGAAGACCAGUGCGUUCAAGGCUCCAUGGAAGCUCAAGGACAUCAUUGGAAACCCUAGCUCGGGUGCUUUCUGGAGAGACAAUAGCAUCUCCAAAUUCGCCAUUUCUCACCGAAUUGUCCGUGGUGAUAGUUUAGCUAGCCUUGCUGUCAAGUACUCAGUUCAUGUUAUGGAUAUAAAACGUUUGAACAACAUGAUGAGUGACCAUGGCAUAUACUCAAGGGAGAGGUUACUCAUCCCCAUCAGCAAUCCUGACCUGCUAAUGGAUGUCACAUGCUAUGUGGAGCUGGAUACCCAUGCAAAAAGGGAAGUGGCAGUGUUAUAUCUUGAGGGAUGCCCCGAUAAAAAUCCCAGUUGUCUGUUGAGAGGGCUCACGACAUCUAGACAUGGCAAGAAAAGGGUGAUUGACUCCUUGAGGAGGAGCAUGCGAGUUGACGAUGAAACUGCUCGAUACUACUUGGCAGUGUCCAAUGGUGAACCCAGAACAGCCAUUUUACAGUUUUCUGAGGAUAUGAGGUGGGAGAGACAGGUCGGGCUGGCUUAGUUUUCAAAUCUUGUUUCAGAUAUGAGGUGGGAUUUUAUGCAUCUAUAUAUUGUUUGUUUAAAAUUUACUGUUGAAAAGGAUCCCAUGAAGGGCAAGUUGUUGAUCAAUCAAAAACAGCAGAACAGGCUAGGCAAGUACUUGUGUCAUUCUUUGUGUCUGCUUAACCGUGUUGUGCUCUCAUAUAAAAUGUACUACGUAUUUCAC